Molecule: messenger RNA, 2155 nt
Organism: Bombyx mori (domestic silkworm)
Lineage: Eukaryota; Metazoa; Arthropoda; Insecta; Lepidoptera; Bombycidae
Gene: shd
Product: ecdysone 20-hydroxylase
Molecular function (GO): oxidoreductase activity, acting on paired donors, with incorporation or reduction of molecular oxygen; monooxygenase activity; heme binding
Source: RefSeq, marked provisional
AGUCUUGUUGUGAACUCAAACUGAUUAUCAUGUCUCUUCCGGGAGUUUUCCUAUUUUCGCACUAUGUCGAGAGCUUUUGGAGUACAUCUCCUCCUCUGCUGGACUGGUCGUGUGUGCCGACGCUGGUGCUCGCCGUGAUCGCAGUGGUUGUAGCUGUAACCGCGUUGCUAACGAGAACAUCGGAUGCUAAGCACUCGUGUCGUCUACCCGGCCCUCAGCCUCUUCCCUUCCUGGGAACCAGGUGGCUAUUCUGGAGUAGAUACAAAAUGAAUAAACUGCACGAGGCUUAUGCAGAUAUGUUCAAGCGUUAUGGGCCAGUGUUCAUGGAGACGACGCCAGGUGGUGUCGCCGUGGUGUCGAUAGCCGAGCGGACUGCUCUUGAGGCCGUACUGCGUUCUCCUGCUAAGAAACCUUACCGUCCGCCCACUGAGAUCGUGCAAAUGUACCGCAGAAGCAGACCAGACAGAUACGCAUCAACUGGACUCGUCAAUGAGCAGGGAGAAAAAUGGUACCACUUACGGCGCAACUUGACUACUGAUCUAACGAGUCCACAUACAAUGCAAAAUUUCCUUCCCCAAUUGAACACCAUCUCCGAUGACUUCUUGGAGCUACUGAAUACUUCUCGGCAGUCUGAUGGCACAGUAUACGCCUUCGAACAGCUGACAAACAGAAUGGGUCUGGAAUCGGUAUGCGGUCUGAUGCUGGGUUCAAGACUUGGGUUUCUCGAACGAUGGAUGUCGGGACGUGCAAUGGCUCUGGCUGCUGCUGUCAAGAAUCACUUUCGAGCACAGAGGGACUCUUAUUACGGUGCUCCGCUUUGGAAAUUUGCUCCUACAGCGCUCUACAAGACAUUCGUUAAAAGCGAGGAAACUAUACACGCGAUAGUAUCGGAGCUGAUGGAGGAGGCAAAAUCUAAAACCACUGGUAUGGCCCAAGACGAGGCGAUACAAGAGAUUUUCCUCAAGAUACUGGAAAACCCAGCACUGGACAUGCGCGACAAGAAGGCUGCCAUUAUAGACUUCAUAACUGCCGGUAUUGAGACGCUAGCCAACAGUUUGGUGUUUCUUCUGUACCUACUGAGUGGACGUCCAGAUUGGCAAAGACAAAUUAAUUCAGAACUACCACCGUAUACAAUGCUUUGCUCUGAAGAUUUGGCAGGAGCACCUUCGGUCAGAGCUGCGAUCAAUGAAGCCUUUAGACUAUUGCCUACAGCUCCAUUUCUUGCACGGCUCUUAGAUUCACCGAUGACGAUUGGAGGACACAAGAUCCCGCCUGGAACGUUUGUGCUCGCCCAUACGGCUGCGGCUUGUCGUAGAGAAGAAAACUUCUGGCGCGCGGAGGAAUAUCUUCCGGAGCGAUGGAUUAAAGUGCAGGAGCCGCACGCUUACUCGCUAGUGGCUCCAUUCGGACGCGGACGCAGGAUGUGUCCAGGGAAACGAUUUGUAGAACUCGAACUACAUUUGUUACUCGCAAAGAUAAUGCAAAAAUGGAGAGUGGAGUUCGACGGUGAACUGGACAUACAAUUCGACUUCCUGCUGUCAGCAAAAUCACCAGUCACGUUGCGUUUGGUCGAGUGGUAACCAUUUACCGUUAUUCGUUUUCUUUCCUCAAUAUGACACAAUAUAACUUGGUUUGUCUCUUAAAUUGCAUUGUUUGAUGCCAUUAUUGUGUUAAUUUAGAAUCGAUUUAACUGUAUUUUGAGCUUUUGUAAUGGAUUUUACAGACAGCGCUACAAAUAAAGUGAAUUGACAGAUAAAAGAGUAGGUUAUUGGUCAAUGUUCUGGGACCAAUAUUUUUUUGUUGAUUAUUAAUAUUAUAGGCAAUUAAUUCCUAUAAUAUUCAUAAUCAGUAAUCAUUCUGCGUAUUUCAUCAGUUGUUUCAAAGUUAUUUGUAUUACGUUAAGGAUUGUAUGAAUAUAUAAUUUUUCUAUUAACUAAACCAUCGUUGCCAUGACAACCCGUUAGUCAGGGGAGGCGUUACAGGGUAUCGGCAAAUCUGCUCAAAUAACGUUUUUCUUGUUACAUUAGAACUGAUAUAAUAUAUUGUAAGCCAAGAAACGUUUUUGUUUGAAACGUUGAAACGAUUAACAUCAUCCGGGUCGGUCGAGUAUAGACGUGUUAUAGUGACUAUCGUAUUUCUCAAAAAAAAAAAAAAA